This is a messenger RNA of Halichondria panicea, 1504 nucleotides long. RefSeq names its product methylsterol monooxygenase 1-like. The record is from RefSeq and is a predicted model, not a curated record. The transcript has 8 exons. Lineage: Eukaryota; Metazoa; Porifera; Demospongiae; Suberitida; Halichondriidae. Bases 136 to 1356 code for a protein of 406 amino acids. Gene Ontology annotation, molecular function: iron ion binding; C-5 sterol desaturase activity. Gene Ontology annotation, cellular component: membrane.
AAUUAUGUUCAAAUGAUUGUGUGGGUGUGGAACUUCCACUUCAUGCAAAUAAAAAUAAAAAUUCUAGACUAGAUCUAUACUGUGGACGUGCCUUGGUGUGAGUCUACAAGCUAUAUAUACCCACACGGUGCAGAUAUGAUGCUAAGAAGCAGCAAGGUCGUAGGCUUGAUUGAGUUGGAGACCUCCAAAGCCAGCAGGAGAGUGAGUGGCAAAGAGAAGGGCCUGUGUGGUGAAACAAAGUCAAAGGAGGCUGACCACAAGCUGGCAUCUGGAAGUUUACCAAAACAAGUCAAAUCAUCGUCACUGGUUAGUCGAGUGUUCAAGCAUUUCCAGGAUUACCUUCGUCAUGUGGCUGUCAUCUCCCUCACUGCUGCAGCCGUCAUCAUGGCCUGUUCCCUGAGAGGAGAUUUGGCUCUGGUGGCUAUAUUUCUAUACAAGAGCUACUUAACAACAGUGGACCCCACCAUUGACCAAUCACCCCUAGACAACGCCAACGACACUGCUAACGAGUCAGUUACCAUGACAGCAACGUCCCUCAGGAUAGGGAAGUAUGACCCACUACUGCCUGACUAUCUGCAACUGCCCGAUAGUUAUAACAUGAAGGACCUGCUGUUUUUUGUUGGAAUUGCUGUCACCUCUUCACAAAUCAUGUAUCAGGCGGUGUGCGGAUUUUUUCAGCUCUAUUUCUACACCUUGAAGAGAGACAGUCCCGAGGAGUGGAAAUGCCAGCCACACAGGUUCCUCACACGGUCCAAUGAGAUUCACGAGAUAGUUGUCGGGACAACCAACAUGACGAUAGCGGGCACGAUAUCUGGUUUUAUAACAUGCUGGGUGGUCAAUGGAAACUACUCGACUGUCUAUUUCGAUAUUAGUGAAUAUGGCUACCUCUACUUCUUCUCGUCCUUUGUUAUCAUAUUCCUGUGGAUUGAGGCCAUGGCCUUCUACUCACACGCUCUACUGCACACGCCCUGGUUUUAUAGAAACUGCCACAAACAACAUCACAGGUACCACUCUCCCACGGCCUACUCCGUGGUUGCCCUGAGCCCAUUUGAACUGGUAUUCUAUGACAGCCUCAUCCUCUCUCCACUCUUCCUGUUCCCAAUCCAUGGUCUACCGUACGUGUCUGUACUGGUGUAUGUCUACUACUUUGGAAUGAUGGACCACUCGGGUAUCAAAAUGACGUCUUGGUUCCCAUGGCAACCCGAUACAAUGUUCCAUGACGACCACCACAAAUACUUUCACGUGAACUUUGGAUUCAACUCUACUCUGUUUGACAGGAUCCACGGGACUCUGAGACAAUCUAACAGAGAAUACGGGGAAGACGUCUUCUGGGGGAAGGGGCGAGAAAAGAAGUGAACAAGUUGCCUUAGACUAUGACAUAAUUAUUGUAUAGCUGACAAUGAGCUAGAAAUGUAAAUCUUCACUGCUUUUUAAAAAAUGAUAUAAUAGCUGCACUAGCUCUAUACUCAUUGUUGAUACUUCACUCAUAAUAUUAUAUUAAUAA